Molecule: messenger RNA, 729 nt
Organism: Triticum turgidum subsp. durum (durum wheat)
Lineage: Eukaryota; Viridiplantae; Streptophyta; Magnoliopsida; Poales; Poaceae
Source: the annotation of a GenBank genome assembly
AUGUCUUUGCUAACUGAUGACCUGGUUGUGGAGAUUUUGUCUCGGCUACCGCUGAAGUCCUUUUGCCGCUUCAAAUGCGUCUGCAAGUACUGGCUUACCUUGUCAUCUAAUCCACACUACCGCAAGAAGUUCCCAAGAACUCCCGUUGGUAUCUUGUACCAAAUACCUCAGUAUGGCACUGGCAUCCAUCUCGCUAGGCUUCCCUCAUGCGACAAAGAAAUUGACACAACGCUUAGCUUUGUGCCAUGUUAUGAGUACCUAGAGCUUAAGGGUUGCAGCAAUGGCCUACUUCUUUGUUAUCAUGGUGGUAUCACAACAUAUUUCGCAGACAUAUCCCAUGUUAUUGUGUGCAAUCCAGCAACUCAAGAGUGGAUGUCACUUCCAAAUACUGAACCUGGACCGGCAGACUGUGAUUAUGAUCUCAUGCUGUGUUUUGAUCCAUCAUGGUCUCAACACUUUUAUGUCUUCAGCUUCCAGUCUGGGUCUUCCAUGGAUGGUGAAGUCUAUAAUGAAGUUAAGAUAUUUUUCUCCGAGGAUUUCACAUGGUCUAGUUGUCGCUGGAAAAGUGAGAUAGGAUUUUAUGGUAGUUCAUGCUUUGUGAACGGGGUACUCUAUGUGGGGCAUAUAUGGGAGCAUGUCCUUCUGGCAAUCGAUGCACCCGGCACUACCAGAAUAAUUGUUGCUGCCGACGGCUUUAUCUACGCCGACGGCCCCCGUCGGCAUAGAUGA